This is a messenger RNA of Myxocyprinus asiaticus (Chinese sucker), 4496 nucleotides long. RefSeq names its product extracellular sulfatase Sulf-2-like. Gene Ontology annotation, cellular component: endoplasmic reticulum; cell surface; plasma membrane. Lineage: Eukaryota; Metazoa; Chordata; Actinopteri; Cypriniformes; Catostomidae. The transcript has 21 exons. The record is from RefSeq and is a predicted model, not a curated record. Gene Ontology annotation, molecular function: calcium ion binding; N-acetylglucosamine-6-sulfatase activity; glycosaminoglycan binding. Bases 195 to 2819 code for a protein of 874 amino acids.
GGGAGCCCGAUCAGAUGUGGUCUGGCGUGGACCGAAAAGGUGACGGAUCUUCAUUCCCCUGAGUUUUAUGCCUCAUGUUGCUGUGAUCUUUUUCUGAGAAGACUUCUGUGUGGUGGAAGAGGUGGGCAUCAGUGAGGUCAAGAAGACACUGUGACCUUAGUAUAACUAGCGUUGGCGGUGAAAGACACUAAAGCAUGGCAGUUUGGUGGAGACCAGCUAUCCAUCUCCUUCUCUUCAUCCUAACGAUCCUCUUCCCCUUGGAUGGAACCAUGUACCUCUCUGGCCAGAGGAUGAGGUCUCGUCUUCAGAGGGAUCGACGGAAUGUUCACCCAAACAUCAUACUCAUUCUUACCGAUGACCAGGACAUUGAACUUGGCUCCAUGCAGGCCAUGAACAAAACAAAGCGUAUAAUGAUGCAAGGCGGCACCCACUUCUCCAAUGCGUUUGCCACCACGCCUAUGUGCUGUCCUUCUCGGUCCUCCAUACUGACCGGAAAAUAUGUCCACAACCACCACACCUACACCAACAAUGAGAACUGCUCCUCACCAUCCUGGCAGGCCCACCAUGAACCACAUACCUUUGCUGUCCACCUCAACGAUUCAGGCUACAGAACUGCCUUCUUUGGGAAGUAUCUGAAUGAGUACAAUGGCUCUUAUGUGCCUCCUGGCUGGAGGGAAUGGGUCGCACUGGUGAAGAAUUCACGUUUCUACAACUACAGUUUGUGCCGCAAUGGGAUCCGAGAAAAGCAUGGCUCAGAGUAUCCAAAGGACUAUCUCACUGAUGUAAUCACAAACGACAGCAUCAACUACUUCCGUAUGUCAAAGAGAAUGUACCCGCACAGGCCAGUAAUGAUGGUUCUGAGUCACGCUGCCCCCCAUGGCCCAGAGGAUGCAGCACCUCAGUACAGCAGUGCCUUUCCCAAUGCAUCUCAGCACAUAACCCCAACCUACAACUAUGCCCCAAACCCAGACAAGCACUGGAUCCUGCGUUACAUGGGUCCCAUGAAACCUGUGCACAUGCAGUUCACCAAUAUGUUGCAGAGAAGGAGGCUGCAGACCCUGCUUUCAGUGGAUGACAGUGUCGAAAAGGUAUACAACAUGUUGAUAGAAACUGGGGAGCUGGAUAACACCUACAUCAUCUACAUGUCUGACCAUGGCUAUCACAUUGGCCAGUUUGGACUAGUCAAGGGCAAGUCUAUGCCUUACGAAUUUGACAUUCGAAUCCCCUUCUUUUUGAGAGGCCCAAAUGUGAAAGCAGGUGCCAUUAAUCCUCACAUAGUGCUGAACAUCGACCUAGCCCCGACCUUGCUAGACAUGGCAGGAGUGGAUAUUCCCUUAGAUAUGGACGGCAAGUCUAUCCUCAAGCUGUUGGACACAGAAAGACCAGUCAACAGUUUUACUAGGUUUCAUUCCCACAAGAAGGGCAAAGCGUGGCGGGAUUCUUUCCUGGUAGAGAGGGGGAAGCUUCUGCACAAGCUAAAAGAUGGCAAAGAGGUAGAACAGAAUUCUCUGCCAAAAUAUCAGCAGGUCAGAGACCUGUGUCAAAGAGCUGAGUACCAAACGCCCUGUGAGCAACCAGGGCAGAAGUGGCAGUGUAUUGAGGAUCUCACUGGUAUGCCGAGGCUCUAUAAGUGUAAAGGUAUGGCAGGUCUCUAUGCACCUCGAGCUCUGGGCCUAAUGGCUGCUAACAGGGAACAGAUCUAUGGACCUCAUUCCCCAUCGGGCCACUGUGAUUGUGAACCCACUGUGCCACUCAAGAGGAAGAAGGUGCUCACCAAAAAGAAGUUGAAAUCCAAGAAAAGUUUGCCACGGAAUCGUUGGGCCCGCUCAGUGCCACAGUACCUGGACUCAGAUGUUUAUACUCUGGACCUGGAGAAGGGCUACCAGCUUCUCAACCUGAACACCAGCCUCUUACUAGGCAGAAAGCAAGCUGUGUAUGGAGAGAAUGAAGAACAUAGUGGAAUGGGACCCACAGACACCAGCUUCAACAGCCUUUCGCCGUCUGCUGCUCUUAAAGUCACCUACAGAUGCUCAAUACUGAUGAAUGAUACAGUCAGAUGUGAUGGUGGAUUAUACAAAUCUCUACAAGCAUGGAAAGAUCACAAACUACACAUUGAGCAUGAGAUUGAGACAUUGCAAACAAAAAUAAAAAACCUUAGAGAGGUCAAAGGACAUCUAAAGCAGGUUCGACCGAAAGAGUGUGAAUGUCACCAAAAUGUGUACCAGUACCAGAACAGAGCAAUGUUCAAACUCAAAUCAGCCCGUGUGCAUUCUCUCAACAGAAUGGCCUCCAAAGAUAAGAAACAGUGGCUGAUGAAAGAGCAGAAACGCAGCAAGAAGCUGAGGAAGCUCCUCAAGCGCCUCCGGAAUAAUGAUACAUGCAGCAUGCCUGGCCUCACCUGCUUUACCCACAACAACCAGCACUGGCAGACUGCCCCCUUCUGGACAAUGGGGCCAUUCUGUGCUUGCACAAGUGCCAAUAAUAAUACUUACUGGUGUCUGAGGACCAUCAAUGAGACACACAACUUCCUGUUUUGUGAGUUUGCCACUGGCUUCCUGGAGUAUUUUGAUCUCAACACAGACCCUUACCAACUAAUAAAUGCAGUGAGCACACUUGAUCGUGAUGCAGUGAAUCACAUGCACCAGCAGCUCAUGAAACUUCGCAGCUGCGAAGGACACAAAGAGUGCAAUCUGGAGACAGGUGGAAAAGAAAGAAACUCUCUUUACAAUUACAGGCCCCUUCAUCGUCGAAAGAGGCCAAAAGUGAAGAAACCAUCCUCCAAAUCAAUGGGGCAAAUUUGGGAAGGAUGGGUAGGUUAGAUCCAUCCCUACUCUUCAUUGUGAAAGAUGCACAGAAGUGUGGAAUUAGAGAGUAUAUCAUUGUGGUCUCUCAAUACAGUUGUUCUUAAAGGUGUUCACCAAAAAAUUAAAAUGAUCUCAUAAUUUACUCUCCCUCAUGCCAUCCCAUAGAUGUGUAUGACUUUAUUUCUUCUGUAGAACAUGAAUGAAGAUUUUAGAAGAAUAUCUUCAGCUCUGUAGAUACAAUGCAAGUGAAUGGUGACCAAAAGUUUGAAGGUCCAAAAAGGCAGCUUUAAAUUAAUCCAUAUGACUCCAGUGGUUAAAUCCAUGUCUUCAGAAGAGAUAUGAUAGGUGUGGGUGAGAAACAGAUCAACAUUUAAGUCCUUUUUUUACUGUAAAUUCUCCUCUCUGCCCAGUAGGUGGCGAUAUGCACCAAUAAUGCAAAUCACCAAAAACAAAAUAAAAAGAAUGUGAAAGUGAAAGUAAAGAUUUGAUAGUUAAAAAAAUACUUAAAUAUUGGUUUGUUUCUCACCCACACUUAUCAUAUCGCUUCUGAAAACAUGGAUUUAACCACUGGAGUCAUAUGGACUACUUUUAUGUUGCCUUUAGGUGCUUUUUUUUAGUUCUGGUCACAAUUCACUUGCAUUGUAUGGACCUACAGAGCUGAAAUAUUCUUCUAAAAAUCUUUAUUUGUGUUCAGCAGAAGAACGAAAGUCAUAUCUGGGAUGUCAUGCGGGUGAGUAAAUGAUGAAUAUUUUAAUUUUUGGGUGGACCAUCCCUUUAAUUUUAUAUUUAAAAUAUUUGUUUUCAUCCUCUACAUUUUUGUACAUUUUUUGAAAGACUUUUUGAGCUCUAUCAUGGAUUUUUUUUUGUUUGUUUGUUUUUUUACCAGAAUGGACACUUGAUUUUUUUUUUUUUUUUUCAUGAGCUACUCUCAAGCCAACCGAACACCUAACAUUUUGUGGCAAAACUAAGACAUAUCAACUCCAUUGCUCUCACAAGACAAGAAAACUCACAUGGCUCAUAAAUGGAAUGGACACUUGAAAUCUGUCACAACGUGGUCUUUUUGAAGUGUUCAAUAAACAUACAUUAUAAUUUCUGUAAGACUGUGAUGUGGGACUAUGAUACUGUGUUAAAAUCAGGGCUGGAGUGCUCUGACUUCUCUGCUGCUGUGGACAUUGUAAUAGUACUUUUCAAAGUGAGAAUCCCAAGGAACCCACAGAAGAUUGGAACUUAUGAUACUUUACACACAUUGAACUAUACAAUAUGAUGUUAAUUUCACCUGCAACCUGUGAUUCUGUUCAUGGAAAUGUUUAUUAUCAUUUGAAACAUGGUGCUACUUUAAGUUAACACUUGGAACUGAAUGCUGCAUAUUAAUGUAUUUGAAUGUAUGUGCAAUUAAUGUAAAUAUUAGAAUAUUUUUUAUGGGACUGAACAUGUGGUAGUUUUUCUUUCUAACUUUCCACAAAGUUUAAAAGGAAAACACCAUCAGUCUAACAAAAGGUUUUACGUUCAUUUGAAUGUACUUUUUAAUAACAUACUAAACAGUGUUGGAGAAUUUUUUUUUAAUAAUAGUUACGAAAUGUAAAAUAUCUGUAUAGUUGUCAUCACAAACCAAUACCUUUUUUCUGUUUUCAUUUGCCUUGACAUUAGAAGACAAUGAAGGUGUAGUAGUUGGUGAAUAAAGUGUUAAAUACA